Molecule: messenger RNA, 2204 nt
Organism: Schistocerca piceifrons (Central American locust)
Lineage: Eukaryota; Metazoa; Arthropoda; Insecta; Orthoptera; Acrididae
Product: C-factor-like
Exons: 5
Coding region: 328-1074 (248 amino acids)
Source: RefSeq, a predicted model, not a curated record
AUCAUUAAGACUGGGAUACGUUACAACUUAGAACCACGAAUGGGCAUCAUUUUAGUUGAUCGUCAGUAAACGACAAAUGCUGCACACUUUCCACCUCAAGGUCAUACAAUGAAUUUGCGCGCUACGGAGGUAGAUAUUAACUAGACUGACAGUAAUCUAAGUAGCCUGAAGGCCUCGCUCUUGCGUAAUUGAACGAGUUUGGUAGGUUUCUAGUACGACAAAAAAAGUGUAAUUAGUGGGCGUCUGCCAUUCAACUGUGAGCAGCAUUAUCCUGUACGAAAUCAGUCUGUUAUCUUUCUUAUAAAUUCUAACAAUAAAAACAGUCAAAUGAGGUCGGUGCUGAUUACUGGUUGUAGCAGAGGCAUUGGUCUCGAGCUGGUAAAGCAACUGACUGCCCACAAAUCAGCCCCAGAAUUCAUAAUUGCAACAUGCCGCAAACCGGAGGAAGCAAGGGCUCUUCAAGAUCUGUCUAAGAAACAUAAAUCUAUCCACGUGUUAAAGUUAGAUGUUACAGAUUUUUCCAGCCUAGGGGGGUUUGCAAAAGAUGUUGAAGGAAUUGUUGGUGAUGAAGGCCUAAAUCUGUUAGUAAAUAAUGCUGGAAUAAGUGGAAACAAGACUGCUAAACUAGCAGAUCUUAAAGCAGAAGAACUUGCUGAAAUAUAUAAAACCAACACAAUUGCUCCCAUCCUGUUGACCCAGGCUCUGGUUCCACUCUUGAGGAAAGCUGCAAGCCACAAUGCAUCUGCUCAGCUGGGUAUUGGGAAAGCUGCCAUUGUCAAUAUUAGCUCUGGCCUUGGUUCAGUGUCACGAAACACUUUUGGAGGAUAUUAUGGUUACAGAGAGAGCAAGGCUGCUUUGAACACAUCAACACGUUCUAUUAGCCAUGAAUUAGCUGCUGAUGGCAUACUUGUAAUGACCUUACAUCCUGGUUGGGUCAAGACUGAUAUGGGAGGAAAAGAGGCUGAUCUUACUGUAGAAUUUAGUGCUGCAGAGAUAGUGAAAACACUCUUCAAAUUGGGCAAGGAGCAUCAAGGAGCAUUCCUCCAGUAUGAUGGCUCUGUUUUGCCAUGGUAACGAAUGCUUUCAAAAUGGUUUCAUGGCAAAUAUUUCUGGCUAUAUAAAACUUUUUCUGUAAUCAUUGUCUUCUAUAUUUUUGUCUAUAGCUCUCACCCCAGAAAUGUUGGGAUUUUGAUUCAUUCUGAUUUCAUUGCACAUUUCAUGCUUUAUUUUCAGCUUUCCUGAAGAGUAAUACCUUUCCUCCUCUGUGUGCUUUUCAGUUGUAGUGAAACAACCUCUAUCCUCCCUCUCCUCAUGCAUUUGGUUUUCCUUCCAACAUUUUGUAGUACUUUUAUUAACAUUCCCUAACAAUGUUUUACAUUAACUAAAAAAAAGCCAUGGGCCAUUAUCACUUUCUGUCCAUAAACAAUGUGACAUUGUAAUGUAUUUUCAACACUUUUAUCUUAAUCAGCUUUCAACAACAGGGCUGUUUAGUGCCUUAAAGCUAUGCUGAAGCUGCACGCCAGAUAUCAGCUGCCUUUUCUUCCCCUCCCCCCCCUCCCCACCCUCUUUUCCCCUUGGUUGGUUGAUCAAAUCACUCAUGCUUUAUCAAAAAUAAAACAAAUGUAUUAUGUUGAUAUUCAUAUGAAUAAAAAAACACAUUGAGGCAAAUUCUAAAGCUUUACAUUUGGCAACCCUAUAUGACCCAUAAAUAGAUAUGGCCAAAUACUAACACAUGAAAGUAACAGUUAAAUAAAAUACAAUUUCUAAUGUUAUCUCAGUAGUAAUUUUCAUCUGAAAUAUUUUACGCCAAAUGAAUUCUUGUUAUGGUACAAAAUAAAAAACAAUGAAGAAAAAGUAUGUAAGGAGGAAAUACCUUCAUUUUUAAGGGGAAAAUAAAAUAUUGAUCGUGACUUAUACAUUGAAUGAAGCAUAUAAGUUACUAUCAACACAGUGGUUUUAUCCACAUAAAAGGUAGUUAAUGCUUGUGAUUUAUCAGAACAUGACAGCACAAAUGAAGUGGGAUAAAAGCUUGAAGUAUUCUGUUCAGCUGUAAAGCAGUAGUUCAGUUACGCAAUGUGGUGUUUUGUAGUGGUUUAUUACUUAAGUACCUUCAACCAAUUGAUUUCUGUAGUAUACAUUUUGUCAGUUUGUUUCAAAAAUAUGAAUGAUGUGUAAAUAAAAGUUAUGUUGAAAUACUUUACAUA